AUGAUUGCAAAGAACCUUUUCAGACAAUCCCUCCGUUCGUUCCAUUCUACUGCCCGCAUUCAGGUUGUCCACCCAGUCUCCGGACUGCCUGCCUUCAACGCUGCCAUCAACUCUGAUAAGCUGACAGUGAUUGAUUUCUAUGCCACUUGGUGCGGACCCUGCCAUGCGGUGGCCCCGCUUGUUGAAAAGUUCUCCGACGAGUUUUCCGAUGCACACUUUAUCAAAAUAGAUGUUGAUGAGUCUCAAGAUGUUGCGCAGGAAGUCGGAAUCAGAGCAAUGCCUACCUUCCAACUCUACAAAGCUGGCAUCAAGGUCGGCGAAAUUGUAGGUGCCAAUCCCCCCGCAAUCAAGGCAGCCAUUCAAAAAAACCUGUAA
Messenger RNA from Magnusiomyces paraingens, 375 nucleotides. RefSeq lists its product as uncharacterized. The record is from RefSeq and is a predicted model, not a curated record. NCBI's taxonomy places the organism in Eukaryota, Fungi, Ascomycota, Dipodascomycetes, Dipodascales, Dipodascaceae. The transcript has a single exon. Bases 1 to 375 code for a protein of 124 amino acids.